GACACUGUCCUAGAAUUGCUGAAAGACGCGAUGGCCAAGUGCAUCGGUAAAAAUUGUAAUUUCCUGAUCGACGGCUAUCCGCGGGAACUGGAGCAAGGAGUUCGCUUCGAGAACGAGAUUUGUCCUUGUGUUUGUAUGUUGGCCUUCGACGUUUCCGAAGAGGUGAUGCGGCAAAGGCUUUUGAAACGUGGCGAGACUAGUGGAAGAGCUGACGACAACGAGGAUACUAUCAUUAAACGCCUUAAGGUCUUUAACGAAUUAACAAAACCAGUAAUCGACCAUUAUUCCGAACGAAACAAAGUCGUGUUGGACUAUGGGUUAGUUGGAGCUUUAUCCUUCUUGUGA
Molecule: messenger RNA, 345 nt
Organism: Protopolystoma xenopodis
Lineage: Eukaryota; Metazoa; Platyhelminthes; Monogenea; Polystomatidea; Polystomatidae
Source: the annotation of a GenBank genome assembly